UAAAAUGCAAUAACGUAUGUCAAGUGUUUAGUGCUGUGGUCAGCCCCUCAUGAGAGCUAUAAAUCCUGUCUGUGCUGUUCUCGCAGAAAGGCGUGUGCAGUGUGUGCAUGUGCACCUAUGCGUAUGAGUGGGUGAGGGCCGGGGGUGUCUGUGAGGGGGAUGUGGCUAUCCUCGAAGAUGUCCGGGUAUAAAGGAGCUCAGAGUCUCUGUGAGGUACGUCCAAGAAUGUGUCAGGAAGGCUGUGUGGAUCUGGGUGUAGGCCCAGGGAGCCAUUUGCAAUGGGUUGGUGUCUUCCUGUGAGAAGACCUCAUUCUCACCCUGUAACCUUUGUUUUCUUCUUACACUCAUCUGUCCCCUCAGCGCCUGAAAUCCCUUCCUUCCCUGGGCCCUGGAUGCCCCCAUCUCCACUUAUAUCCUCUCUCUGGCCCUGACCAGCCCUCAGUGUCCUGGGGCCUUUCAGACACAGUGGCUGCACCCCAGGGGAGGGGUUCUGAGGUGAAGAUCUCAGCAAUGGCUUAGUGAACACAGGCUAUUUUAGUUCUCACCACAGCAGCCCUCGCAGUUCGCCAGAUGGGUGUCACUCCCCUACACACACUGGAGAACAGUUACAGUGAAGAGUGAAAGGGGCUGGCGGGUGGAGAGGAAAGAUUAGGACACCGAUGUGACAGAGUCAUUGGCGAGGCGGCUGGAUCCGGUAGAGCUAGGAAGGCUUCCUGGAAGAGGUCUCUGGCCCCUCCCGAGGACCAUGCCGCAGCCCUGCUGACCCAGCAGUAGGGGCCUGAGGGGCACCUGGAAUGGGCUGUGUGUUCUGCAAGAAGUUGGAGCCAGGGCUCAAGGAGGAUGUUGGCCUGGAAAGUGACUUCAGGGGCAGUGGGGCCGCGGACCGCUAUGGCCCUGACCCGACUCAGGCCCGGACCGUGUCCUCCUUUGCCCAUAUCCCCAACUACAACUUCUCCACUCAGUCCACCAGCCCCGCCUUUCUCGAUGGGAGCACCAUCAGGGGCAUCUCAGGGACUGGGGUGACCCUAUUCGUCGCCCUGUAUGACUAUGAGGCCCGGACAGAGGAUGACCUCCCCUUCACCAAGGGUGAGAAGUUCCACAUCCUGAACAACACUGAGGGUGACUGGUGGGAAGCUCGUUCUCUCAGCUCCGGACAAACUGGCUAUAUUCCCAGCAACUACGUGGCCCCUGUGGAUUCCAUCCAGGCUGAAGAGUGGUACUUUGGAAAGAUCGGGAGGAAGGAUGCGGAGAGGCAGCUGCUCUCCCCCGGGAACCCCCGAGGGGCCUUUCUUAUUCGUGAGAGUGAGACUACCAAAGGUGGCUACUCCCUGUCCAUCCGGGAUUGGGACCAGGCCAGAGGCGACCAUGUGAAGCAUUACAAAGUCCGCAAGCUGGAUACGGGUGGCUACUACAUCACCACACGGGCCCAGUUCGACUCCGUGCAGGAGCUGGUGCAGCACUACAUUGAGGUAAACGACGGGCUAUGCCACCUGCUCACAGUGGCCUGCACCACCAUGAAGCCGCAGACAAUAGGCCUGGCCAAGGACGCUUGGGAGAUCAGCCGCAGCUCCAUCGCGCUCGAGCGCCGGCUGGGCACCGGCUGCUUCGGGGACGUGUGGCUGGGCAUGUGGAACGGCAGCACGAAGGUGGCGGUGAAGACCCUGAAGCCGGGAACCAUGUCCCCGAAGGCCUUCCUGGCGGAGGCGCAGAUCAUGAAGAUGCUGAGGCACGACAAGCUGGUGCAGCUGUACGCCGUGGUGUCGGAGGAGCCCAUCUACAUCGUGACCGAAUUCAUGUGCCACGGUAGCUUGCUGGAGUUCCUUAAGGACCGGGAAGGCCAGGAUUUGACACUGCCCCAGUUGGUGGACAUGGCAGCCCAGGUGGCUGAGGGCAUGGCCUACAUGGAACGCAUGAACUACAUCCACCGUGACCUGAGGGCAGCCAACAUCCUUGUUGGGGAACGGCUGGUGUGCAAGAUUGCUGACUUCGGGCUGGCCCGUCUCAUUGAGGAUGAUGAGUACAACCCCCAGCAAGGGGCCAAGUUCCCCAUCAAGUGGACAGCCCCGGAGGCUGCUCUCUUUGGCAGAUUCACCAUCAAGUCAGAUGUGUGGUCCUUUGGGAUCCUGCUCACUGAACUCAUCAGCAAGGGCCGAGUACCCUACCCAGGCAUGAAUAACCGGGAAGUGUUGGAACAGGUGGAGCAUGGCUACCACAUGCCGUGCCCACCAGGCUGCCCAGCAUCCCUGUACGAAGUCAUGGAGCAGACCUGGCGUCUGGACCCAGAGGAGAGGCCCACCUUCGAGUACCUGCAGUCCUUCCUUGAGGACUACUUCACCUCCACAGAACCCCAGUACCAGCCUGGGGAUCAGACAUAGCCUGUUUGGGCAUUCACCGCUUUUCUGGGGUGCCCACCAAUCCCUUCCAGUCCCCAGGGCUCUGGUCCCAAAGCCCCCAGGCUUAGAACCCUAUAGGAUCCUAGCAUGUCAGAACAAGCAGGUUGCUCUGACAUCACCUAGGGCACCCCACUCUUUUUAAAGAUGGGGCCAUUUCAGGCUUAGAGAUCAUCCCUGACUCUGGCCCUAAGCACUAUUUCUCCCCUUCCCACUUAGGCUCCUACCUCUAGACUCUCUUCCCACCUCUCCCCCAAAAGAAAUGCUCAGACUUUGUCUAGUUAUUUAUAAAAUUGUAUAUCCUUUCCAUCACUCACCUCCUAUCCCUGCUUUUUUACCGUAUCAUCCCAUCCUGAGUUCACUUCCUAGUCAGUUCUCUUGCGUCUGUAAGUUGCAAAGACAGGGAAGGUUUUUGCUGGAUCCCUUUCUUGCUGGGUGGACGCUGUGGUCUGGGCCUGGGGUCCAAGCCCAGGGUGAGGGAGAGGCUUGCUGAGGACCCACCGCCUCUCUGAAUCACGUGUGUGUUUAUUGCUUUUUGUAAAUAAGAAAAGUGACGAUAUGAAUCCUUGAGCCAUGAAAAUCCCUUCUGUUAGAGGGAACGGUGGCCAGAGGAAGAUGAGUGUGAUUGCUCUGGCUGCUGGGAGGAGGGGGAGGUGAAAGCGUGCCCUAAUGCCUACUGAACACAGGGAACUCACAGUGUGUUUGGGGGUACCCGGAAGUCCUGAGGCUUGUCCCCAUGUGAGUUUAGGACAGGUUGAGAGAUGGAUGCAGAAGAUAGGCAACUGGAGCUCAAAAUGUCCCCUUCGUUACUAAAGUGGCUUUCAGACUGUGUGCCAUGGGUUUGUUAAUUCCCUACUUGAUUUCAGCAGAUACAUCCUUCAUCACUGGCACAAGAGCAGAACCUAUUAGGCCUCUCUUUACAGGGGCAGUGGAGAAGACCACAGUGGACUCUCUGCAGCUCCCCAAGAAAAAGACAGAAGGGCGGGGCAGGGAGAGAGGUCUGAGAGCUAGUCUAGCUCAUUGGAUUUCACUCCAGGCAACUCUGACCCCUAGAGGGUUUUGGAGGGGAUUGAAGGUUGGGUCACAGGACUGGGGGCUCCUAUUGGCAUGUAGUGAGACAGGGAUUGGGGGUAUUAAACAACUCGCCAGGCACCUGAGCAAUGAAGAAUUGUCCCAUGUCCUUGCUGCUGCUGUGAGAGACUCUGGCCACUGAUGUGCCUCCAGGUGGAAACAAAAGGAACAGGAAUAAGGGUUCCCACCUGUCCCAUCAGGAGGUCGUGGACUGCUGACUUCUGAAGGGAAUGGACAGGGUUGGGGGUAGGGAAGAGUCUGGGAGCUAGGAGUCACUGCUGCAACUGGCAGACAAUUACUAAGCAUUAACUCUGGGAAGGUCCCUUUGCUAGGCAGGACCCCAGACCUGUCUCUGUCCUGGAGGAGUUCACAGCCAGGAUGGGGAGAAAAAGGAAUAAUAAUAACUCACUUAUUAAGCA
Messenger RNA from Mustela erminea (ermine), 3880 nucleotides. RefSeq names its product FGR proto-oncogene, Src family tyrosine kinase (gene FGR). Gene Ontology annotation, biological process: integrin-mediated signaling pathway; cell differentiation; cell surface receptor protein tyrosine kinase signaling pathway. Bases 795 to 2375 code for a protein of 526 amino acids. Gene Ontology annotation, molecular function: signaling receptor binding; non-membrane spanning protein tyrosine kinase activity; ATP binding. Lineage: Eukaryota; Metazoa; Chordata; Mammalia; Carnivora; Mustelidae. Gene Ontology annotation, cellular component: extrinsic component of cytoplasmic side of plasma membrane. The transcript has 13 exons. The record is from RefSeq and is a predicted model, not a curated record.